AUGAAGCCGUUUUUAUUUGGCUGGCCAAAAUUUAGAAUAUCCUGGGAAUUUGUAUUCCCAGGAUCAUGCUAUGAUGAAGACCAUCUUCAUAAUAAUUCUCCGUUUUCAAGAACUAAUAACUUAAAAUACCUUGUUUCCAGUUGUUUUUUUCUUGGAUUAAGUCCAGAUGGAGCUGUUAGAAUUUCUUCAACAAAUGAUAACGUUAAAGCAUAUGCAGAAACAAAUAAAUUCGAUUCUUGUUCCUCCACACAAAACGGAGGUUCUCUCUACUUUUCCGAAAAAGGCGAAUUUGUUCAAACAAAAAAUUCAUACAUCAACUCAACAAAUACAGGUCUUGGACCAUCAUUUUACAUAUGGGUUUCAGAACAGCCUAAUUACAAAGAUUAUACUAAUGAAACUACAGUUUACAACUGCGGAAGUUCAGAAAAAGACUGCAGAAUUUUAACUGCCAUGUAUCGAGGUUUUUGUAUCAUGAAUGAAUGCAACAUUACACAAAAUAGAGUCAAAAAAGAUUGCGGAGGUUACUGGGUUCAAGAAGCUACCUCUGAUUCAUACAUCACUUGUGUCAAUGUUGUUGAAAACAAUCAAUCAACAGGUGAUUUUAAUCAUCACUCAUCUUAUUAUGAUUCUUCAUCAAUAUUUAAAGUUACUUCAUGUAAUUAUAUAAGAAAUAAAAGUCCAGAUGAUAAAAGUUUUCUGAUUUAUUCUUCUUGGUCUGAUGUUUUCAUGAGUUAUUGUUGUAUUCUUCAAAAUGAAAUUAAAUACAUUUUUAGUGUAUAUCCAGCAAUAACAUUUGAAAACUCAAUUACAGAUAACAAUAAAUCAUAUGGUAGUUCACCAAUAUUUAAGAACACAGAUAUUUCAUUUGAAAACGAAUGUCCUCUUUUUAAAUUAGAAGUUGUCGAUUCAUUAAAGUAUAAAUGUCGUCAUUCCACUCCAAAUAAUGAGGAGAACGAAGAAAACGAAGAUAAAUUUUAUGUUAGAAAUCAUAUUAAAUUUUUCUAUUUACUCAUGUCUAAUAAACCUUUUCGAAGUCAAAUUUAA
This is a messenger RNA of Trichomonas vaginalis G3, 1044 nucleotides long. RefSeq lists its product as uncharacterized. The coding region runs from base 1 to 1044 and encodes 347 amino acids. The record is from RefSeq and is a predicted model, not a curated record. The transcript has a single exon. Lineage: Eukaryota; Parabasalia; Trichomonadida; Trichomonadidae.